AUGGCUCUCGUCAUCGAAAAUAUCAGACUUCCAGGAGGCUUCCGCUUGGAUAUCCCAACUGAGAGCUUCCAUCAAAGCAAGCUCGGAAACGAAUCCUUGAAUAUAUUCGACGGAGAGCCUGAAGAGACAUAUGGAUCGGAGAAUCUCCAGACAUUCAAGACAACAGAAAUCCCGCUCCUCCCUCAGCUCGAAGCUCCUCUCGUCUGGACUGGAGAUGAUUUCAAGUCGGCGUCCGAUUACACCUACACGUUGACCAACGACGAAGUAAACGAGAUCGAGAAUGCUCUUGCACACUUUAAAGCUCUCGGCCUACGAGGAAAUGAAGUCGCUCCCACAACCUUCCCGCUCCCAACCCUCGGCUCCAAGCUCAAGUCUCUUUGCCACGAGCUCUUCUCAGGCCGUGGGUUCUUCAAUAUUCGGGGACUGGAACCCAAGAAAUAUACCCCGGAGGACAACGUCCUCAUCUUCCUGGCUGUUAGCAGCUAUCUCGCCAAUCGUGUCGGGAAGCAGGACGAUGAAGGUUUCAUGCUUGGACACAUCCGUGACUCGACCGAGUCUAGCACCAAGCCCGAGAUGCGGCCUUUCCGCGACUCGACUCUCCAGCUCACAUUUCACACAGACAGCUUCACAGAUCUCCUCGCCAUGCAGACCCGUGGGCUCGCAGCCAGAGGAGGUGGUCAGGUCUUUACUUCGUCAUGGAAGGUAUACAAUGAGCUCUUGAAAGAGCGACCCGAUGUCCUGCGAACCCUCGUCGAGCCUAACUGGUAUUUUGAGAACCGCGGAACGCUCGAAGACGGCAAACCUCGCGCCAUCAUCUUCCUCCAAGAUGGCAAAGUCGCCAUCAAUUUUGUCCGCUACAUGCUCCUCGGACGCGCCGGGCUCGCUCGAUCCCUCGAUCUCCCCGCCUGUACCCCAGCACAAGUCGAAGCUCUCGAUGUCCUCGAAGCUGUCGCAAAGAAGCAUCAGCUCCUGAUCCGCACACAGCCAGGUGACCUCACGUACUUUAACAAUCUUGCGCUCAUUCACUCGCGCGAGGCGUUUGAGAACGACGAGACCCAUGUCAGGCAUAUGGUACGCCUUUGGCUAAGGAACGAGGAACUUGCUUGGAAGACCCCGCUGGCUCUGCAAAGGGGAUUCAAUAAGGUUUUCUAUGAUGAAACUGUGGAGGAGCAAUGGAACAUUGCUCCACAGCCAAGAUUGAGCUUCAAGGUGCAUCAGACUUUGGGCCCAUGAGCAACUCGACGCUCGAGUGGAGAAGCAGAUAUUGCACAACCGUUUCUUUUCUCUGAUUUUGUUGUAACGAUGGCCUGUUGGAAAUGGGUUAUAGUCAAUUGUCAGAUGUCAGUCAUGAAUGGCGGAAAACACUCCUUUGAUGUUGAAUAACAUUUAUCUCGCAAUUAUAAUACUCAUCGCAACGGCGAAAGAG
This is a messenger RNA of Mollisia scopiformis, 1426 nucleotides long. RefSeq names its product Clavaminate synthase-like protein. Bases 1 to 1233 code for a protein of 410 amino acids. The transcript has 5 exons. Gene Ontology annotation, molecular function: oxidoreductase activity. Lineage: Eukaryota; Fungi; Ascomycota; Leotiomycetes; Helotiales; Mollisiaceae. The record is from RefSeq and is a predicted model, not a curated record.